Acanthisitta chloris (rifleman) is the source of this 1924-nucleotide messenger RNA. RefSeq names its product follicle stimulating hormone receptor (gene FSHR). Gene Ontology annotation, molecular function: follicle-stimulating hormone receptor activity; G protein-coupled receptor activity. The transcript is spliced from 9 exons. The record is from RefSeq and is a predicted model, not a curated record. Gene Ontology annotation, biological process: male gonad development; follicle-stimulating hormone signaling pathway. Gene Ontology annotation, cellular component: membrane. Lineage: Eukaryota; Metazoa; Chordata; Aves; Passeriformes; Acanthisittidae. The annotation marks the transcript as partial.
GAGAUUUGUCCUUACCAAGAUGAGAGUCAUUCCAAAAGGAGCUUUCGCAGGACUUACUGACCUAGAGAAAAUAGAGAUCUCACAGAAUGACGCCUUGGAGGUCAUAGAAGCAAAUGUGUUUUCCAGCCUUCCCAAACUACAUGAAAUAAGAAUUGAGAAAGCCAACAACCUCGUGCACAUUGAUCAAGGUGCCUUCCAACACCUUCCAAGCCUCAGAUAUUUGUUAAUAUCAAACACUGGCCUACGGGUUUUAUAUUAACCUAAGAAGGACAGAACAGAUGUUUUGCUAGAUAUUCAAGACAAUAUCAAUAUACGUGCAAUCGAAAGAAAUUCAUUCAUGGGCCUGAGUUCUGAAAGUGUUAUUCUCUGGCUGAAUAAAAAUGGAAUUCAGGAAAUUGAGAAUCAUGCAUUUAAUGGAACGUACCUGGAUGAGCUAAAUCUAAGUGAUAAUUACAACCUAGAAAAAUUACCAAAUGAGGUCUUCCAUGGAGCCAGUGGGCCUGUUGUUUUGGAUAUUUCAAGCACGAAAAUUAGUUUCCUGCCAAGUCAUGGAUUAGAACUCAUUAAGAAGCUAAGAGCAAGGUCUACAUACAACUUAAAAAAGCUUCCUGAUUUAAGCAAGUUUAGAUCUUUGAUUGAGGCAAACUUCACCUAUCCUAGCCAUUGCUGUGCAUUUACAAACUGGAAAAGACAAAACACCGAAUUAUAUCCAAUAUGCAGCAUAUCUCAGGCCAAGCAAGACCUUGAUGAGCAGCCUGGCAAAACGAUAGAGAGACAAUCUGCAGCUGAAGAUUAUAUUCCCAACUAUGGCACAGGAUUUGAUCCAACAGAGAACGAAUUUGACUAUGGAUUAUGCAAUGAAGUAGUUAACGUAGCUUGCUCACCUAAACCCGAUGCUUUCAAUCCGUGUGAAGAUAUCAUGGGAUACAACAUUCUGAGAGUUCUGAUAUGGUUUAUCAGCAUUUUAGCUAUCACCGGGAACAUUGUUGUCCUCAUUAUUUUAAUAAGCAGUCAAUACAAACUCACUGUACCUCGCUUUCUAAUGUGCAAUCUUGCAUUUGCAGACCUCUGCAUAGGUAUCUAUCUGUUGUUUAUUGCAUCUGUAGAUAUCCAGACCAAAAGCCAGUAUUACAACUAUGCCAUAGAUUGGCAAACUGGGGCAGGAUGCAAUGCUGCAGGAUUUUUCACAGUGUUUGCAAGCGAACUCUCAGUCUACACACUGACCGUGAUCACUCUGGAAAGGUGGCACACCAUCACCUACGCCAUGCAACUGGACCGCAAGGUUCGAUUGCAUCAUGCUGUAAUUAUCAUGAUUUUUGGCUGGAUGUUUGCUUUUGUAGUAGCACUUCUCCCCAUAUUUGGAAUCAGCAGCUACAUGAAAGUCAGCAUCUGUUUGCCCAUGGAUAUAGAAACACCAUUUUCUCAGGCUUAUGUUAUAUUUCUUCUAGUUUUGAAUGUACUCGCAUUUGUAAUUAUAUGCGUCUGCUACAUCUGCAUCUACUUUACUGUAAGAAACCCUAACGUCAUCUCUUCCAACAGUGACACCAAGAUUGCCAAGCGCAUGGCCAUACUGAUCUUCACAGACUUCCUCUGUAUGGCACCAAUAUCUUUUUUUGCAAUAUCAGCCUCACUCAAGGUUCCGCUCAUCACAGUGUCCAAAUCCAAGAUCCUUCUGGUUUUGUUUUACCCCAUCAACUCUUGUGCCAACCCUUUCCUCUAUGCCAUUUUCACAAAGACAUUCCGCAGGGAUUUCUUCAUUUUGCUGAGCAAGUUUGGUUGCUGUGAAAUGCAAGCACAGAUUUACAGAACAGAGACCUCCUCAUCUGCUCAUAAUUUCCACACAAGAAAUGGCCAUUGCCCUCCUGUAUCAAAAACCAGCGAUGGCACUAUUUAUUCAUUGGUUCCUCUGAAUCGCUUGAACUGA